Ctenopharyngodon idella (grass carp) is the source of this 3097-nucleotide messenger RNA. Its product is annotated as paraneoplastic antigen Ma2. NCBI's taxonomy places the organism in Eukaryota, Metazoa, Chordata, Actinopteri, Cypriniformes, Xenocyprididae. The transcript has a single exon. The coding region runs from base 1613 to 3082 and encodes 489 amino acids. The record is from RefSeq and is a predicted model, not a curated record.
CCAGUAGAAUAAAAUUCUACAGGUAAUGGGUUUAUUUCAAUCGAAUUAAUUUUGUUUUGUUUGGUUCUAGCUCAGAGCUAAAAUAUGAAUGAGUAUAUCGCUAUAUGUGUUUGUAUAAAAUGUGUGUAGGUAUGCCUUUAAGAACGCGAUCAUAUAUCAAGUUUGAUUGUUAAACACAUGUCGAAAACGUGGUUUUGACCUACAAGUUAGGUCUUUCUUUAUUUUAUUGGUUUAUGAAAGUGAAGUCCCGCCCUCACUUACAUGUUGUGGAAUAUGAGUGGUUGUUUUCGAGAGAGACGAGGGGGAGAUUGACAAGUGCAGCCAAUCGGAAAGAUAAGCGAAAAGAUUGCAGUAAAGAUAAGGAGUUGUUUAAUAGGUUAUUCAUCGUAUUAAUACCUUGAUUUGUGUAUAUUAAUUUGAUUAAGACACACGAGUUUGGAGUUUGUGUUAUUUGUUGGUAACUGGGUUCUCCGUGUAUGUUCGCUCAACAUUGCGGACUUUCGCCAUUCGUUAGCUGGACCCAUCGUUAAUACAGGCAGUGUUUCAAGUUAUUCUACAGACACAAAGACUAUAUUCACGCACUUUAUUGGCGGUUUGUCGAUCUGUGCAAGGACAACAUAGUUCAAAGUUAACAUGAGAGUUCGCUGGCUGCAAGUGAGGAGUCUGUGGUUCGUCUUCAGACAGAGUGCAGCUACGCACAGGAAGAUUUCCCGGAGGCCUACUACCGUGCAGAGGAGUCAGUGGUCCGUCUUCGGAGAGCGCGCAGCCGUGCACCGGAGGAAGAUUUCCCGGAAAUUUCCACAGUGCAGCAGAAUCACUGGUUAUUCCACAACGGAAUUCAGGUACCUUUGUGUGAGUUUUGUUUUUCCCGCUCAGGAGAGUGAAGAGGCCAGUUUGCAGUUUCUAAGGUCACCACGUACUCCAGCAACGUUUCAGGCCUGCAACGGGGUGUGUAGUGUAUGACUGGUGGAUGUGUGUGGGCCCACAGUAUUUCCUAGCGAUUUAUAUGGUUAUUCAGUGCACUUACAAACUGUGAUGUUUUUUUUUAGAGUGACUUUUUGAUACUCCUAGUGAGUUAUUUUGUCCAGUCAUCUCAAGUGAGUGUGACAGAGACAAAUUAAUUAAUUUUAUCACCUGAAGUAUUGCAUUAUUGGUGUGAUAUUGUUAAAUGGUGAUUUAAUAGAGAUGUGAUUGUGUGAAUUACUCACAUCCUGAACCAUUUGUCUAUUUGAGGUCAUUUUCAUCCCUUUUUUAUUGUUUAAUUAAAUUCUUUACAUUUUGUUACUUUCACAAGAGUUCAUUCAUAGACAAGUUAUUCAUAAGUGAAUAUAGAUUUUAUUAUAUAUAACUUUCUAAAGGAGAAGUAAUUCAUUGUGACACCAGAGGGGCCUAACUUCAACAUUGGUAGGCACAUAGUAAUUGAAUCCGGUGCACUGCCCUACUUAAUUAACAUAAAGACAGGUAGGGGGCGCUACAUAAAGUGGGGGCUCGUCCGGGAUCUCCCUCUGGCAAGUCACAACUGAGUUCCUGAAAGAAGAAAAGAAGAGAAAAGUUAAGCUCAAGCAUACCCGGUUGUCGCAUUAUAAGUGACUGAGAACUGCACAGUGUUAUCAUGGCUCUAACAAAAGACCCCCGUCUCCAAGCAGAGUUAGCCAACUGGUGCAAGGAUACUGGCAUUGAUGAGACUCAUGCUUUAAUGCUGUUAAAUGUACCUGUUCACACAGAAGUGGCUGAAAUUGAAGAGACGAUGGAAGCAGUAAAAGCGCUAGGAAGAGUUCGUGUAAGAGACACGAGAGAAGGUCCUACCUCACAUUCUCUGCUGGUGUUGUGUGAGUGCAGACAAGCCAUUGACCCUAAGCGCAUACCUCCUGAAGUGUCAUGGGGAGAAAAGAGUGACCCAUGGUCAGUCAUAGUAAUCCAGACACAGGAAUCUGAAUCUGACACAGAUACUGGAGGAUUUACUGAAAAGCUUGCAAAGUUCCUGAUGGAAGAAGGAAAGUCUCUCAGUGAUAUACAAGCUUUGAUUUCUCCCCACAGUGCCCCAGACAGUUCCCCUGAGUUGAUUAUACGCGCCAUGGGUGAGGUUUUUGCAAAAACAGUAAAGCUCCCAAGUGACAGCAACGCAUAUCGUCGCCUGCGCACCUUUUCAGCCACAGUUCCAACCCCUGUGGGAGAGGAGAAUAUGGAAACUUGGAUGGACCAAGCUAGGCUGAUGGUAACUGAGUGUGACUGCUCCGAAAAAGAAAAACGACGGAGAAUUGUGGAAAGCCUCAAGGGACCUGCCUUGGACAUCAUAAGAGCUGUCCGAUUUUCAGAUCCUGAAGCGAGCGCUUUGCAGUACUUGGAAGCGUUGGAGAGCACUUUUGGAUCAUCUGAGUCUGGUGAGGAUUUAUACUUCAAGUUUCGUCUUAUGCGCCAGGGCACAGGGGAGGCUCUGUCUGAAUUCCUGAGAAGGAUGGAGAGGACCCUCAGCAAAGUAGUGGAAAGAGAUGGACUGUCCCUCAGACUGGUGGACAAAGUACGAGUGGAGCAGCUGAUUAGAGGGGCUGUAAAUUCUGAUAUGAUGUUGCUCCAGUUGAGGCUGAGAGAAAGGAAAAAUCACCCACCUUCUUUUCUGAGUCUGCUAAAGGAAAUACGUGAGGCAGAGGAGAGUGAAGCUGCUCGCCACAGAAUGUCUGCGAAAGCCAAAGCCAUACAAUUCCAUGAAGAGGAAAGAGCCAGCACCUAUGUCAUCCAGGAACUUAAGGCCGAGAUUGAAGAAUUGAGAAGCCAAAUAAGUGAAGGUGAGCCCAAAACUGUGUCUACUUCAUCAUUAGUGAUUAAAACUAAAGAAAAACCAACCAAGAGGGCUGAAAAAACUGAUGAUUCAGAAGUCCAAGAGUUAAAGAAACAGGUCCAACACUUACAGCAGAAGUUGGCAGUUCUGAGUGUCAGUUCUACUCAGUGCUCACCUCAUGUUCCAGAGCAGCGGCCAAAACCAUCCCAGUCCCAGUCUGUAUCCACGUCCUUAAGAUACAAGUCAGUCAGAACAAGAGAUGACUACUUUUGCCAGGUGUGGAGAAGACGGGCAUAUUGCAACUAAGUGUCAAGCUCCACC